Messenger RNA from Phyllopteryx taeniolatus (common seadragon), 5962 nucleotides. RefSeq names its product low density lipoprotein receptor b (gene ldlrb). The transcript has 18 exons. Gene Ontology annotation, molecular function: protein binding; calcium ion binding. Bases 151 to 2706 code for a protein of 851 amino acids. Lineage: Eukaryota; Metazoa; Chordata; Actinopteri; Syngnathiformes; Syngnathidae. The record is from RefSeq and is a predicted model, not a curated record.
CCUCCCGUCUCGCCGAUAUGACGGGCAAGAGGCUCCGCUCGCCCGCCGUCGCUUCUUACCACGUUUGGGUCGCAGUCGUCAUCCUCCGGCGGUCGCCGCGGUGCUCUUUUGUGUCGUGGAAGUGGGGCAAAGUAACAAGAAGUGCGGGACAUGUGGCGACUGACGACGUGGCUCGUGCUUCUUCUAAGUUGCUCGGCGCUGGCAGCAUACGAAUGCAACCAGUAUCAGUUGAAGUGCGGCAACGGCCGCUGCGUCACCCGCAGAUGGAUUUGCGACGGCUGGGACGACUGCGGCGACGGAACCGAUGAACUCACUGAAAACUGCUUGGGCAGACUGUGUCUGGAGUCCGAGAUGAGCUGCGGUCCCCCCCAGCAUCAGUGUCUGCCGCAGAUCUGGCACUGCGACGGCGACGUCGACUGUCAAAACGGCGCUGACGAGCAAAACUGCUCGGCAAAGCAGUGCACAGCCCAGCAGUUUCGCUGUGACAGCGGUCAAUGCAUCUACUCCAGCUAUAUGUGCGACAACGACAGGGACUGCGCCGACGGCUCAGACGAGGCCUCCUGCCCAAAACCCACCUGUAACCCGCAAUACUUCCAGUGUAACAACUCGAGGUGCGUGCCCGAUAGCUGGCGCUGCGACGGCGACGCGGACUGCAGCGACGCCUCUGACGAGUGGCCCCAGAACUGUGCGGACAACCGCCCCCACAUCCCCGUGGUGACUUGUGGGGACCACCAGUUCCAGUGCGCCGAUGGCCAGUGCAUCCACUGGAUGUGGAGCUGUGAUGGAGACAAAGACUGCAAUGAUGGGUCGGAUGAAGUCAACUGCACUGCCCCUAGCUGUCGCCCCGAUCAGUUCCCGUGUAGUAACGGCACGUGUAUCCACGGCAGCAGUCAGUGCAACAACGUGCGCGACUGCCCGGAUUCCAGCGAUGAGAUCGGCUGCCAAGCAGAAGUCGCAUGCGACGCCCCCACUCAAUUCAAGUGCGGCAGCGGGGAGUGCGUCGGCACGGCCAAGGUGUGCGACAAGCAGCAAGACUGUCUAGACAAUUCGGAUGAACCAGUCGGACAGUGUGACCAGAACGAGUGCUUGAUUGGAAAUGGCGGCUGCUCCCACGGUUGCAUUGAUCACAAACUCGGCUACAGCUGCUCCUGCCCUCCUGGAUACGGACUGAAAGCGGACGAAAGAAGCUGUGAAGACGUCGACGAAUGUGCGGACCCGGACAUUUGCAGUCAGAUUUGCAUCAAUGAGCCUGGAGGCUACAAGUGCGAUUGUAACGAAGGCUAUCAGAUGGACCCUGCCAGCAAGACUUGCAAAGCCGUGUUAGGGGCCAGGCCCACACUUUACUUCACCGACAAGCACGACGUGAGGAUGGUGACGGUGGAUCGCCAAGAGUACAUGCCUGUGAUGAGCGAGCUGAAGAACGCAGUUGCUCUGGACAUUGACAUGCCCAACAAGAUCAUCUUCUGGUCGGACCUUUCAGACAAGAAAAUCUACAGCUGCAGGAUCGACGUGGCCGCCAACACGUCCCGGCACAAAGUGGUGAUCGGCGAUGGGAUCGAGGCCCCGGAAGGCCUCGCCGUGGACUGGAUCCACGGCAACAUCUACUGGACCGACGGUUCUUUGCAGACCAUCUCCGUGGCGACGACAGACGGCCGCAAGAGGAAGACGCUGAUCGCUGACAAUAUUCACAGGCCGAAAGCCAUAACGGUGGAUCCCGUCAACAACUUCAUGUACUGGAGCGACUGGGGCGACGAGGCGAAGAUAGAAAAGAGCGGUUUGAACGGAGCCGACCGUGUCGCCUUGGUAACCGACAACAUAGUGUGGCCCAAUGGAAUCUCCUUCGACAUGGCCAACCAGCGCCUCUACUGGGUGGACUCCAAGUUACACACGCUGUCCAGUGUGGACGCGAACGGAGGGAGCAGACACACCCUCAUUUUCAGCGAAGAGAACCUCUCACAUCCCCGCUCUCUGACUCUGUUUGAGGAUGAAGUGUUUUGGACGGAUGCGGACAACGGCGCCGUUUUCAGUGCCGACCGGAAGACGGGAGAAAGCAUCACGGCGCUCGCCGAGGACCUGGACCACCCAGAGGACAUCGUGCUCUACCACGACCUCAAGCAACCGAACGGUUCCAACUGGUGCACAGAGGGCGACUGUCUGAACGGAGGCUGUGAGUUCCUGUGCCUUCCUGCGCCUGUCAUCAACCAACGCUCGCCCAAGUACACCUGCGCCUGCCCUGAUAACAUGAGCAUGGCGCCCGACAUGAGGAAAUGUGUGGCAGCGCCUCCUGCCGUAAGCGACGAGGGUGAGCCACACGAAAGCACAGUUCCGACAAAUACCAGCACGACUGCUGAAACCACCACCACGACCUCCACCAAUCGGUCGCGGAAGCCCGACGUCUCCCCCAGGCUUCCGCCUUCUGAUCCCGCUCAAGCAGACAGACAUGCAGACGAGCCCGCAGAGGCGCAGUCGUCCCACACUCCUGCUCUCUACAUCGCAAUUCCAAUUGUGGCCGUGUUCCAUUUGGUGUUGGGAGCAUUGUUGCUAUGGAGACACUGGCGACUGAGGAACACUAACACCAUCCGCUUUGUCAACCCCGUGUACCAGAAGACCACCGAGGACGAGGAGCAAUGCUUCAGGAACUCUGAAGGCUACGUCCAUCUACAGAGGCAAAUGCUGAUUGUGGAGGAGGACAUAGACACUGCAUGACCACAACAUGCUGAAGAUAUUCAGUUUGAUUGUUUUUUUUCCAGAACAAAAAUGAAGCCUUUUUUUUCUUUUUUUUUUUUGAAAUAACUUGUCAUUUUUGUGACUUUGUUUUUGACCUCAGCACCAUCCAAAGAAGCACCGGACAUUACGUCUGGAUUAUUGCACAGCUUGUCGUUUGUGACUGAAUGUAACCAAAGCUUUUUGCAACAUUUCUUUUUUGCUGGUGCCUUGAGCUACUGUAAACGAGGACCCAUUGGGAUGCCGCCCAAUUAUUCAGGAACAGUGAUUCAAAAGCCAAUCCAAUCAGUGACGUCUUGAAACAAGUGUGCCUUUCAGACACUUGCUGGAUGUUGUAGGUCAUUUCCAUUAACUACCUUUUUGAUGCUCACGCCUGUAACUCUACUGUAUGGUAGUUAACGUCUGUAAGCUUUUAUUUAUUUAUUUUUAUUUCUAGUCAUGACAACCGUAAAGGAUGUGAAGGUUUCAAUGACUUGGUCAAAAGUGUGUCUGUCUUCUCCAGAGAGUCGCACUGCUCAACUUUGUGAGGCGUUAUGCUCUCGUUGAAUGAAGAACUCCAAUAUUAGGGCUGGGCGAUUAUGGGGGGGGGAAAAAGAAUUAUCACGAUUAUUUUGAUCUAGAAAUCACGAGGAAUAAACACCAUUAUUAUUAUCUAACUACCAAUACUCAACUUUAAAUAUAGCUUAAAAAAAACAGAAAAUAAAUUGGUAACAAAAUACAACCCCAAUUCCAAUGAAGUUGGGACGUUGUGUUAAACACAUAAAAACAGAAUACAGUAAUUUGCAAAUCAUGUUCAACCAUUUAAUUGAAUACACUACAAAGACGAGAUAUUUAAUGUUCAAACAACUUUGUUUUUAGUCAUUAACUUAUAAUUUGAUGGCUGCAACACGUUCCAAGAAAUCUGGGACACGGUCAUGUUUACCACUGUUACAUCACCUUUUAACAACAUUCAAUAAACGUUUGGGAACUGAGGACACUAUUUCUUGAAGCUUUCCAGGUGGAAUUCUUUCCCGUUCUUGCUCGAUGUACAGCGUCAGCAACAGGCCGGGGUCUCCGUUGUCGUAUUUUACGCUUCAUAAUGCACCAUAUAUUUUCAAUGGAGACAGGUCUGGACAUCCAUGAAAAAGACGUUGCUUGGAUGGCAGCAUCCAUGAAAAAGACGUUGCUUGGAUGGCAGCAUAUGUUUCUCCAAAACCUGUAUGUACCUUUCAGCAUUAAUGAUGCCUGCACAAAUGUAAGUUACCCAUGCCAUCGGCACUAAUUGGGCCAUAACGGUCCAGAUGGUUUUUUUCCUCUUUGGCCCGGAGGACACGACGUCCACAAUUUCCCAAAAACAAUUUGAAAUGUGGAAUCGGACCACAGAACACUUCCACUUUGCGUCAGUCCAUCUUAGAUGAGCUCAGGCCCAGAAGCCGGCGGCGUUUCUGGGUGUUGUUGAUAAAUGGCUUUUGGUUCGCAUCUUGUACUUACGGCUGUAGUGCUGAACUAUUUACUGACAUUGGUUUUCUGAAGGCGGCACGGUGGCCGACUGGUUUGUGCAUGUUAUACUUUACAUGCUGAAUGCAAGUGGGAAAAUGAACAUGACCACCAUUUGGAUUCAAUGGAAAGUCAGUUGUGUCCCUUUUAUCAGGCGGCACGGUGAGCGACUGGUUAGAUCGUCUGCCUCACAGUUCUGAGGACGGGGGUUCAAUCCCCGGCCCUGCCUGUGGAGUGCGUGUUCUUCCCGUGCCUGCGUGGGUGUUCUCCGGGCACUCCGGUUUCCUCCCACAUCCCAAAAACAUGCAUGGUAGGUUAAUUGACAACUCUAAAUUGCCCGUGCAAAUGGUUGUUUGCUUCUAUGUGCCCUGCGAUUGGCUGGCAACCAGUUCAGGGUGUACCCUGCCUCCUGGCCGAUGAUAGCUGCGACCCGAGUGAGGAGUAGCGGCUCAGAAAAUGGAUGGAUGGUUUACUGAAGUGUUCCUGAGCCCACGUGGUGAUAUCCUUUACGCAUUGAUGUCGGUUUUUGAUGCAGUGCCGCCUGAGGGAUCGAAGGUCACGGGCAUUCAAUGUUGGUUUUCGGCCUUGCGGCUUACAUGCAGUGAAUUCUCCAGAUUCUUGAACCUUUUGAUGAUGAUGAUAUGGAGCGUAGAUGAUAAAAUCCCCAAAUUCCUUGCAAUUGUACGUUGAGGAACAUUGUCUUUAAACUGUUGGGACUAUUUUAUCACGCACUUAUUCACAAAGAGGUGAACCUCGCCCCAUCUUUGCUUGUGAAUGACUGAGCAAUUCAGGGAAGCUCCUUUUCUACCCAAUCAUGGCAGCCACCUGUUCCCAAUGAGCCUGUUCACCUGUGGGAUGUGUUUGAUGAGCGUUCCUCAACUUGCCACCUGUCCCAGCUUUCUUGGAACGUGUUGCAGCCAUAAAAUUCUAAGUUAAUGAUUAUUUGCUAAAAACAAAGUUCAUCAGUUUGAACAUUAAAUAUCUUGUCUUUGUAGUGUAUUCAAUUAAAUGGUUUAACAUGAUUUGCAAAUUAUUGUAUUCUGUUUUUAUGUUUAACACAACGUCCCAACUUCAUUGGAAUUGGGGUUGUCGUAAUAUAUUACAAAAUAGAAAUAAAAAUAAUAAAUAAAAAUAGUCAUGGCUAAAACCAUUGGCACGCCUUGGGUGACUGUCUUAUUACUGUAUAUAUAUUUGUCUAAAAAUAUAUACAGUAAUUAUAUCAAACAGAAAUAAUGUUGGUAAUCCUAAUUGACCUAAAACAAGAUUCAUUUAUUUAUUUUUUGUCAUAAUUUUAUGAGACGGGGGGAAAAAACAUUUGUCUUUUUAUACAAAGCGCCGUUCCUGCUCUGCACUCCUUGGCCUCUUAGGGGCAGUGUGGUGCGAUGUAUGCAUGGAGCUGCAUAUUUAUAGUCGGCUAACAAAAAAGAGAAGAAGAGAGUUGCAAUAAUACUUCAACGCGUUUUUCAAAUUUGGAAGACUAUACGCCAGUGAAUAUUGUUACAUUGAUGGUUGUAUGUGCAAUAAUACUUCAACGCGUUUUUCAAAUUUGGAAGACUAUACGCCAGUGAAUAUUGUUACAUUGAUGGUUGUAUGUGUUGCUACGCUGUUUGUGAAUAUUCUUGUAUGUGUUGCUACGCUGUUUGUGAAUAUUCGUUAUUUGAAGGUGAAUCUCGCCCGUGAUCCAAUGCUACUGUUAGCUAACCCUUCAAGUGUUGGCAUACGCUGGCGAUGUCUUGUAUUUAAAUAUACAAUAUAUAAUGUG